This is a messenger RNA of Mesocestoides corti, 1149 nucleotides long. The record is from the annotation of a GenBank genome assembly. NCBI's taxonomy places the organism in Eukaryota, Metazoa, Platyhelminthes, Cestoda, Cyclophyllidea, Mesocestoididae.
AUGGGAUCACUGUUAGGCAGCAUUCGAAAAUCCUGCAGAAUUGUAUGCAUCUUUCUGGCUAUCGGCAUUGUGUUUUACAUCCUCCGAUCUCGCCAGCAUCGAUUUGUUAGCAUUGACUUCGCGGAAAAACAGGUUGAUAUGGGCGAAUUAAGGGAAAGAGUAAUUCAAAUCGUCAAGGCGUCGCGGCUUGCUGGCAGCACGUUCGAUGUCGACGUCGUACACCGCCAGCCCAACUCAACUUUCUUGCUGGUGCAAUUGGACCGGUCGCAGUUCAUCAAGGCGCCCAGAAAUUGGUGUUACGAAAACGCAGGACGAAAAGACGCCAGAAUCAGACCAAACAUUCAGGAGUGCUUUUCCGAAGUUGCACUGUCUGAUUAUCAGCAGGUGAAAUGGACGCUUAGGUUAAUUCGCGACGCAUUUGAGAUGGCAAAUGUAACCGUUGUGAUUACGUUUGGAUCACUCCUCGGCUCACUGCGAUAUCAGAAACGAAUGCCCUACGACACCGACUUUGAUCUGCUCGUUCAUCAGAAAGAUCGCGACAAGGCACUGCAAAUCUUCCUCAAACUGGCAGCUGACCCACUCCAUCGUAUGCGUUUGCUCGAUUUAAAGCCACUGAAUAUAAGUGCAAAAAUAGGACUGGCAUGUGAACCUGACACAAAGUGGAUGAAUCCUGAUAGGUGGACGAAUUUCGGAGGAAGUGUGCAAUUUCGCCGUGGUGUGCCGACAGGUCUCAAAAUCACGGCGUACCAUGAAAUUUUGGGCACCUGUGCCAUCCCCAUGGACAUGUUCUCGACUGCAGAAACCGACGCUGUCUUUGACAACAUUGACGAGUACGAACCGCUGUACCGACCACUAGACGGAACGCUGUUUCGUGUUUUCCGAGGAGCUCGCGAAUACCUCGAGAAAACUUACAACGCAAGUCUGGAUGUUUGCAUUCCCAAAUUCCCGAGAUUUCUUCCUGGCCGCUUCCAUAAUCUCCCUAGAAUGUGCGAAGAAAUGGUAGUACCGUGCAGCAUGUUAGACUUGCUUUACCCCAGAGUGAUCCAAUUCACGGACACUAAAUAUGACUCCGGCACCUACGAGGUUGGCAUGGAGUUUGAUCAUAACAGGCAAUGCUGGAUUCACUCAAUAUUUCACUACCGCUCAUAG